Messenger RNA from Aspergillus melleus, 690 nucleotides. RefSeq names its product aldo/keto reductase family protein. The coding region runs from base 1 to 690 and encodes 229 amino acids. Gene Ontology annotation, molecular function: oxidoreductase activity. The transcript is spliced from 3 exons. The record is from RefSeq and is a predicted model, not a curated record. NCBI's taxonomy places the organism in Eukaryota, Fungi, Ascomycota, Eurotiomycetes, Eurotiales, Aspergillaceae.
AUGUAUGGCAACGAGCGCGCCUGCGGUCGCGCCAUCCAGAACAUCGUAACCCACCGCUCUCAGGUCUUCUUUACGACCAAGAUUCCACCCGAAUCGAUGGGCUACGAGCGCACCAAACGAGCCAUCGACACCAGUCUGAAGGAGGCCGAGCAGGAAUAUUUCGACCUGAUUCUGAUUCACGCCCCCUACGGCGGAAAAGAAGCCCGUCUUGGCUCGUGGCGUGCAUUAGUCGAGGCCCAAGAGGCGGGAAAGACCAAAUCGAUCGGAGUUUCAAAUUACGGGAUCCAUCAUCUGGAGGAGCUGGAACAGUAUAUCAAGGAAGGCGGGGGCAGCGCUAUCGAUGUCGGACAGUAUGAGUUGCACCCGUGGCUCGAUCGGACAGAGAUUACCGAGUGGUUGAAGAAGCGCAACAUUGUCGUGGAGGCGUACUCUCCUCUAGCACAUGGAUAUCGCCUCAAUGAGCCGGUGUUGAAAACGAUCGGGAAGAAGUAUAACAAAUCUCCCGCUCAGGUCAUGAUCCGCUGGAGUUUGCAGAAGGGCUUUGUUCCUCUCCCUAAAUCUGCCACUCCCGGUCGCAUCCAGGAGAAUGCCGAUGUGUUUGAUUUCGAGUUGUCCGAGGAGGAUAUGAAGUCGCUCAACACGGGCGAGUAUGACCCCACCGACUGGGAUCCCACAGUUGAUUAUGAUUAA